AUGGCCUGCAAUAUUCGGCUGUGGUUACGUGCUUUACCCCUCAAUCCCAAACCUUUCCUCAGUGGACUAACAGGAAAGCCAGUGAUGGUGAUUAAGUGGGGAAUGGAGUACAAGGUUCUGGUAUCUGUAGAUGGCUACAUGAACAUGCAGCUUGCAAAUACAGGAAGAAUACAUAGAUGGGAGCUUUGUCCUGGACAUCUGGGUGAAGUUUUAAUAAGUGUAAAUAAUGUCCUUUAUAUCAGAGGUGUGGAAGAAGAGGAGAAAGAUGGGGAAAUGAGAGAAUAGCAUCUUUUGUUGGGGAUUUUUUUUAAUAUAUAUAUUUCUAGACAAUAAAGAUUUGUUUUUCAAAAAAAAAAAGAAUUUCCAAAAUUCUGGUAUUUGGAAACAGCUAUUUUUACGUAAUUAUAGAUACAAGAUACAUUUAAACUGGAUACUUUUUUUUUUUUGACAAGUAGUUUUGUCUUCUUAGAACUUUUAAAAACUCAUUGUCACUGCUCAUCACUUGGUCUGAAUUAAAAUUCACAUGUUUUAUAUCAUUUUCUAUUGGUAAUUUUUCUGUCAUUUUAUAGUUUAAAAAGACUUAUGGAAGUAAUAAAGCUUGCAAAUAAAUAUACUAUUAAAAUACAUCACUAAGCCUAGAACUUUCAGUUUGAGAAUUUUGUCCUUAUGUUUUAAGGGAAAAAAAGCACAAAUGCUGAUUAUUGCUUACAUAGGCUAUGGCUGCCACUGGUCAGUACCGUAGCCACAAGCCAUGUGCUCAGAAUUACCUGAAAUGUGGCUGGUCUGAAGGGAGAUGUGCUGCAAAUUUGAAACACCAAAUUUUGAAGACUUAGUGUGAAGAAAAGAAUUAAAAUUUCUCAUUUAAAAAUUGAUUCGGCUGGGC
This is a messenger RNA of Cercocebus atys (sooty mangabey), 883 nucleotides long. Its product is annotated as small nuclear ribonucleoprotein F-like. Gene Ontology annotation, cellular component: U1 snRNP; catalytic step 2 spliceosome. The record is from RefSeq and is a predicted model, not a curated record. NCBI's taxonomy places the organism in Eukaryota, Metazoa, Chordata, Mammalia, Primates, Cercopithecidae. Gene Ontology annotation, molecular function: RNA binding. Gene Ontology annotation, biological process: spliceosomal snRNP assembly; mRNA splicing, via spliceosome.